CAGCACAAAGCAGCGGUUCUGGCGCACCCGUACGCGCCACUGGGUGGGUGCUGCGAUGACCCUGUUGUUGGGGCUGUGGGGAGCGGGUUGCUGGCAGGAGGGUGGGUCGUUGGUGUUUUUAAUUUUAGGUAAGUUUUUCUGGUUUUGUUUUUAGUUUUGUGCGGUAGUGUAUGGAAAAGAGCUGGGAUGUGGGGUUGAGGAGAUGGGUAGUUGUGGUUGCGGGUUGUGUUGAAUGGAACGGUUAGACGUGGUGCUGACAUAACAUAACCCCCAGAGGCGCCUCCACCUCUCCCGGCCGCACCAGCUGGACCGGCAAGCCAGAGCUCGCAGACUAUGUUUCCUUCGCGGGCCUAGUGGCGCUGUACAUGGACUUUGUGCGCGCGCCCACCAGCCCAACCACCCUCGCUUCUCCAAGAACAGCAGAAGGCGCAGCACCCGCACCACCAGAAGAAGCAGCAGCAGAAAACGCGCCCAUCCGCCUCAUCCUCGGCGGCUACUCCUACGGCUCCCUCAUCGCUUCCCGCCUCCCCUCCCCGCCAAGCGCGCUCCUCGCCCCCUUCCUCGCGCCUGCCCCCGCCUCCCCCGCCGCGGCGAUCGUGACGCGCGCGCGCGACCUCGCGGCACGGACGACGGCUGAGCUGCUGCGUGGUUGUGAAGAGGUCGUGGUGCGGAAGCGCGGCUUAGGGGCUGUUGUCGUGGGCGGAGAUGCAGAUGCGUACGCAGGCGCAAACGCAAACGCCACAGCGGAGGGAAGCAAGACGGCGGCCUCGCGCCCAAGCCGCAAAAGCGGGAGCGGCAGCCGGCCCCGCAGCUUAGACCUCAAAAACGCAGUGGGGCGGCGUCUGCGCCGGUAUUCGCUGGGGAAACACCCUUCGUCUCCUACCACAACAACAACAACAACAACAACAACACCCCUCACCACCACCCUCCCACACAUCAACAUCACCACAGCUUUCCUCCUCCUCUCGCCCCUCCUCCCCCCAACCUCCCUCGCCAUCGCACCCGGCUUCCCGCGCUUCCGCCCCACAGACUCCCCGGCCCUGCUCGGCACGCCGGGCCUCGCGGUCUACGGCGACCGGGACGUGUUUACGUCGGCGGAGAGGCUGGCGGGCUGGGUUGGGGCGUUGAGGGCGGCGGGGGGAAGUAAGGGUGGGGAAGGAGAAGGAAGGGUUGGGGAGGGUGAUUGGGGGAGGGAAGGGUUGGAAGGCAAGCUCAUCAAGGGCGCAGGACACUUCUGGAUCGAGAGGGGCGUGUUGGUCCAGUUGGUGCGCGUUGUGGGGGCUUGGGCGGGGGGGUUGGAAGGGUGAGAGGGGUGAGAGAAGGGCGGAGCGCGUAGUGCGUAGUGUGUAGGGGGUAGUGGGUAGUGGAUGAAAAGGAAGGCAGGAAGACAGGGAGAGGUGAAGCGACGGAGCGGAGCGGAGCCUCACGUAAGUCUUAGUCUUGAUAUGCAUGCAUGUUUAUAUGCAUAGGUAUGUAAUAAGCAUGCACGCACGCACGCAUACAUACGUAUCCGG
Molecule: messenger RNA, 1514 nt
Organism: Aplosporella prunicola CBS 121167
Lineage: Eukaryota; Fungi; Ascomycota; Dothideomycetes; Botryosphaeriales; Aplosporellaceae
Exons: 1
Coding region: 366-1307 (313 amino acids)
Source: RefSeq, a predicted model, not a curated record